AUGCUCACCAACUUCACAGCUCUUCUUUUGAGUUUCUCUCCCCUUUCAUCCACAACACGGCAGAAAGUGUUAAAGGAUGCUGGAGCAAGUCCAUUUAAUACCAAGUUCUCUGAAUUGGCCAAUGACACGUUAGAGCUAUGGCAUGUCCCUGGGGCUUCGAUUGCAGUAGUUGAUGGAGCGAAUAUGAAGGAAGCACGACCAAAGCAUUUAUCGCCGCAGCCAUGUCAACUCCUGGUUGACGAUAAUGAUAAGUAUCCACAGGUGCAAUGGAACAUGCCGAUUUCACAGUUGAUCCGGGAUGGCUUCGUUCUCGAAGAUGAUUACAAAAAAACGCCUCAUUUCACUAAUCUGAAUAUGCCUUUUCUCAUCUACUUCUCUCAUGAUCCUGCAGAAAAGGCCCCAGAAGCCCAGGCUCAAGGCUAUGUAUACUAUCAGGAGAAGUACCAGCCAGUCCCAUCCAGGGACCUCGAGAUCGUCAGCGGACCUGGAAGCGUGGUCUCCAACGUCCUCGAUUACACUAAAUGGCUCAGAGCGAUGAUAACCUCCACCGCGCCUAUUCCUAAAAACGGACAUGGGGCGUUAAAGACAUGUCGUACGUUCAUUGACUAUCACCAUUGA
This is a messenger RNA of Amorphotheca resinae ATCC 22711, 618 nucleotides long. RefSeq lists its product as hypothetical. Bases 1 to 618 code for a protein of 205 amino acids. The record is from RefSeq and is a predicted model, not a curated record. The transcript is spliced from 3 exons. Lineage: Eukaryota; Fungi; Ascomycota; Leotiomycetes; Helotiales; Amorphothecaceae.